AUGGCAGGCGGCAAGCCUCUAUCGCUGUUUGAGUCUGGCGCCAUCAUGUUGUAUCUGUCAGACAAGGCGGGCGGGAAGCUUCUGCCCUCGGACCCCGCCCUCAAGUGGGAGGCGCUGAGCUGGCUGUUCUGGCAGAUUGGCGGGGUCGGCCCCAUGUUCGGCCAAUUCGGCCACUUUCACAAGCACGCCCCUGAGAGGGUGGAGUAUGGCAUCAACCGAUACAGCGCAGAGGUGGAGGGCUUUUAG
Molecule: messenger RNA, 246 nt
Organism: Monoraphidium neglectum
Lineage: Eukaryota; Viridiplantae; Chlorophyta; Chlorophyceae; Sphaeropleales; Selenastraceae
Product: glutathione S-transferase
Exons: 3
Coding region: 1-246 (81 amino acids)
Source: RefSeq, a predicted model, not a curated record